AUGGACCCUCCAAUUUCUCACCGGCAUGGUGCCAUUCCGGCAGCGCCUUACUCUAUGCGUCCUCCUAGUCCUCCUUCUAUCGUGAUACCCGCCCCCACUCUACAUUGUGCGAGUGAGCAUAUCAAAAUCGUGCCAACUUACGAAAAGGUCGAUCCGGCUUCACUUAGCCCCGAUGACCUUAAGAUCAUUACCCAAAACUAUAAAGAGCAGAUAGCUCAAGACUCAGCUCUUAAUUGGGCAUAUGAGAACCGUCGUGUCGCACAACCCAUCCUCGACUUCCUCUACCUCGGUCCCUCGAGCAUCGCUCGAGAUCGCCAGUGGUUACUUGACACAGGUAUCACAAUGCUACUAGCCGCACGAGAUUCUCAGAUGGCCAUGGUGCACCUAAUGGCACCCAGUAAGGUGGCACAAGAACUUGGCAUUCAGCUUGAAUGCGUUGAUGUUUCUGGCUAUAAUGAGCUCAUUCGCGCCUUUCCCUCAGCCGUUCAAACCAUCAAUAACCACAUGCUAGAUGUUUUCCGUGGACAACGUAUCAGCAACACACAAAUGCAAGUUGAUGAUGGAAAGAUGGUGAUUCCCCAUGACAAAUUCCAAAGAGGAAAAGUUUUAGUUUUCUGCGAAACAGGAAACGAUCGUUCUGCUAGUGUUGCCGUGGCCUACCUCAUGUCUGUGUUUGGUAUGAGUCUGAUAGAAUCUUGCCAGUUUGUCCACUUCAAGCGCUUCUGCGUCAGCUUAAACGAUGAUCUUAGGUUCGUUCUCAAAUCGUAUGAGGAUCUACUUUCCGCACAGCGUACCGUGCACAGAUAUGAGCUUGACAAUCGUUCAACACAGACAAUCGGCGCCUCAAGCAAUAUACACAAGCCGAAGAGAGGCAUCGAAGAUACGUUCGACGAAGAUGAGAUGGGCGAAUCUGGAGACUCUACAGCACUAGAUCAUGAUCGCUUUUUGGACCGCGAAAAGUUUGUUCCAUUCGUUGACAUGGUGGAUGAAGACAUGGAAGAAGAAUCCAGUUAG
Messenger RNA from Daldinia childiae, 1014 nucleotides. RefSeq names its product putative dual specificity phosphatase protein. NCBI's taxonomy places the organism in Eukaryota, Fungi, Ascomycota, Sordariomycetes, Xylariales, Hypoxylaceae. Gene Ontology annotation, biological process: negative regulation of SCF-dependent proteasomal ubiquitin-dependent catabolic process; regulation of ERK1 and ERK2 cascade; protein dephosphorylation. Gene Ontology annotation, molecular function: F-box domain binding; protein tyrosine/serine/threonine phosphatase activity. The transcript has a single exon. Gene Ontology annotation, cellular component: cytoplasm; nucleoplasm. The record is from RefSeq and is a predicted model, not a curated record. Bases 1 to 1014 code for a protein of 337 amino acids.